Molecule: messenger RNA, 1365 nt
Organism: Mercenaria mercenaria
Lineage: Eukaryota; Metazoa; Mollusca; Bivalvia; Venerida; Veneridae
Product: transcription initiation factor TFIID subunit 1-like
Exons: 2
Coding region: 1-1365 (454 amino acids)
Source: RefSeq, a predicted model, not a curated record
AUGAAACGGGGGAAUGUAGCAGUUAGUGGUUCACCAAAACCUGCGCCUAAUCCAGAUACUUUAUCUGUAAAAACAACAACAGCUGUACCUGUUACAAGCAGUCCGCUAGUGCGACCGACUGCGACAGAUAGUUUUACGACUCCGAAAGGGACGUCACUCAUGGCAGGCGCCUUGGGACCAUUAUCUCCCCAUUCCCCACACAAAAUAUUAAAUCAACAAAUUGAAGAAUGUCUUGAACAGUUGUUAGCUUUAAAUCAAGGCAUGAAUAGAACAGACAUUGCUUCAAUGAUAGCAGCCUUGCCAAAAACACCGCAGUCUAAUGAACGCCCAAAUCAAGCAGCAUCACUACAUACAGGGCCUAGUACUUCUAGUACAUGGUCAAGGUCAAGGUCUCCUAUCAAGAAAGAAAUUGUUACACCAAAAAUAUCUCUGACCAAAAAUAUUUCGCACCCAGAACCAGUAGCAGAUAAGUCAUCAUAUAGUCACGAAAGCCAUUCAGGAUCAAGCGACAAAAAUUUAGGCGACAGACAUGUACACGAAGAACCGACCAAAUCCAGCGACUGUAAUGUUACUGAUAAACAUUCCACACGUCACAGGCCAAGGUCGCCCAAACAUCAAAGAUCUGAUUCAAGGCAUAGAUCUACUAGACACAGAUCUUCUAGAUCUCCGUCUAGACAUAGGUCAGAUGAUACUAAAUUACAACAUCAACAUCCACACAGUGAAAAGGUGGACAAAACAGCAAGGUCAGAUGACACUAAAUCCGGUAGUAAAGAAAAAAGGUUAAAAGACACUAAAUCUGGCAAAAGAACACCAAGGUCAGAAGAUACUAAAUAUAAAGAAAGAUCUUCAAGACAUCAGACAUCUAGACACUCGAACAACAAAAGGUCAAGGUCCUAUGAUAGGUCAUCGUCAUCUGAAAGUUCAAGAUCAUCUGAAUCAUCAAUGUCAUCUGAAAGGUCAUCAAGGUCAAGUAGUAGGAGUAGCAGAUCUGGGGAUAGACACAGUUCAGGAAACCAUCAUAGUAAAGCAAACUCCAACAAAAGGUCAAGGUCACGAUGUACUUGCAUAAAAUGUAAAGAGACAAGACAUAGUGAUAAAUACAGUUCCAGAGCUAAGGAAUCUGCAUAUUAUGACAGUAGAAAAACUUUUUCAAGACAUAGGUCUUCUAGAUCUUCGUCUACAGAUAGACAACAACACUUUCGACCCCAACGCAGUAAAUAUGGUAAUCGACAGUAUUACUACAGUAGUUCAGAGGAAGAUGAUUAUGAUUACCAUAAAUAUGUGCCAAAGUAUCAAGAAAAGCGGGGCGACACAAAGAAACUUCCUAAGAAUUUAAGGUAUGAUGGGAAGUCCUGUUGGUUGUAA